AUGGAUGAGGGAAAGACUCAGUAUGCGGCGACAUCCUCGCCAGAUUUCGAGGAGGAUAUGAGUGUUGGCCGCUACAUCGCCACUCGUAUCUCCUCUCUAGUGCCUCCCAUGAACCCGGCGCCGAACCCGUUCAAGGCUCUUACACUGCUCAACCGGUCUCAGUGGCUGAAUUUCUCGGUCGCGUUUCUUGGCUGGUCCUGGGAUUCGUUUGACUUCUUCACCGUCUCGCUUACUGCCUCUGCACUGGCGAAAUCAUUCGAUAAAUCCGUCACCGAUAUCACAUGGGGAAUCACCCUGGUUCUGAUGCUGCGAUCUGUCGGCGCCAUCACCUUCGGAAUCGCCUCCGAUCGAUGGGGCCGCAAAUGGCCGUUCAUCGUCAACCAGUUGCUCUUCGUCGUCCUCGAGCUUGGUGCUGGUUUCUGUCAGACUUAUAAACAGUUCCUGGCUUGUCGCGCCUUGUUUGGAAUUGCCAUGGGUGGCUUGUACGGUAAUGCGGCUGCCACCGCGCUGGAGGAUUGCCCGCCUGAAGCCCGCGGUAUUAUCUCGGGACUCUUGCAGCAAGGUUACGCCUUUGGAUAUCUGCUAGCCACGGCUUUCGCUCGAGGUCUAGUCGAUACUACCCCUGAAGGCUGGCGGCCGCUGUUCUGGUUUGCCGCUGGUCCACCAGUCUUGAUCAUCAUCUUCCGGUUAUUCCUUGGUGAAACUGAGACUUUCCGUCGGCGCCAGGAAGCGCGACAGGAAUUGCGUGGAGGUGUUGCGGCAUCGUUCAUCUCAGAAGGGAAGGUCGCACUACAGCGACACUGGUUGAUACUCAUAUACCUGGUUCUGCUUAUGUCUGGGUUUAAUUUCAUGUCGCACGGAUCUCAGGAUCUUUACCCGACAAUGCUGGAGAACCAGUUCAAAUUCUCAAAGAACGCAGUCACCGUGACACAAGUUGUCGCCAACCUAGGCGCCUUGUCAGGUGGUGUAUUAUGCGGCUGGGCCAGUCAGAUCUUCGGCCGCCGGUUCUCUAUCAUCGCCAUCUCCAUCAUCGGCGGUGCCCUUCUCUACCCCUACACAUUUGUCCAGAACAAGAAUGUCAUUGCUGCGGCCUACUUCGAGCAGUUCAUGGUCCAGGGUGCAUGGGGUGUGAUCCCUAUCCAUCUUAUGGAGCUAUCACCAGGAUCUAUCCGCACCUUCGCUGUCGGCACCGCCUACCAGCUCGGCAACUUGGUCUCCUCCGCUAGCUCGACUAUUGAAUCAACCAUCGGUGAACGCUUCCCGUUGCCCCCUACUGAAGAAGCCGCCCAUCGCUACGAGUACGGCAAGGUCAUUUGCAUCUUCAUGGGCUGCGUCUUUGCCUAUGUUAUUCUGAUUACAAUUGCUGGACCAGAGCGUUUGGGUCGUAACUUCGAUGCUGAGCAUGAUGCGGACCUCCAGGAGGUUGCUGCUCACCGUGGUCUCAAUCCCAAGGAGGACUUCGGGGAAGAUCCUGAGAAGGCUACGACUACUAUUGUGCCGUAG
Penicillium roqueforti is the source of this 1503-nucleotide messenger RNA. RefSeq names its product sugar transporter family protein. Gene Ontology annotation, biological process: plasma membrane lactate transport. Lineage: Eukaryota; Fungi; Ascomycota; Eurotiomycetes; Eurotiales; Aspergillaceae. The coding region runs from base 1 to 1503 and encodes 500 amino acids. Gene Ontology annotation, cellular component: plasma membrane. The record is from RefSeq and is a predicted model, not a curated record. The transcript has 3 exons. Gene Ontology annotation, molecular function: secondary active monocarboxylate transmembrane transporter activity.